AUGCGCCGUCCAUGUCCUCUUCUGUUUGUUCUACUACUAAUAUUUAUCCAUGGAAAUCAUAUCGUACGAGCCUUCUCCUGUCCAGAACCGGUUGGACCACGGCCAAAAUACUGUCGCAAAGAGUGCGCCAGUGAUGACGACUGCAAAAAGCAUAAACGCUGCAUGUGUGAUGGCGAAUGUGGAUUGAGUUGUGUUAAUCCUGCUUCAACUUGUCAUUCACUUGCCGAAAUUGACAAUGGGAUCAUUCGUACAGCUGGAGAGUUGAGGUUCGGCUCUAACGCAGAAUAUGCAUGCAAUAAAGGUUAUGUACUGAUCGGCUCCUCUCAAAGACGAUGUCAAGGAAAUCGCGAAUGGAGCGGGGCA
Messenger RNA from Strongylus vulgaris, 363 nucleotides. The record is from the annotation of a GenBank genome assembly. Lineage: Eukaryota; Metazoa; Nematoda; Chromadorea; Rhabditida; Strongylidae.